AGAGGCCUCUGCUGGCCAGGACCAGUACCACAACUUGGUUGUAAAGCAUCAUGAGCGAACCGGAAAGUACCGGGAGUUUAGUUCGCUACUACUGCACCGCCGGUAACGGGAUGCAGCGGUUCUUGAUCGCGGAGGUGAAGAAGAAGCUGGCUGCUGAAGACGUGUGUCAGCUGGCAGGUAAAGUGUUGUUCAGCUCCUCAGUCGCCAUCAACCGAGUCAGUGAGCUGAAGGCUGCAGAGAGACUCUUCCUCCUGCUGAGAAGAGACUCACCUGUGCGUCUGUCUGCACACGCAGGCCCAGCUGGAGCUGCCUCUGUGCUUCAGUCCAAAGUGCUGGGUGACGUCGCCCAGUGGGCCGGUGCUGCAGGGACGUGGAGCCGCCUGCAGGGGGAGCUGUCGGCCAGGAGGGCGACCGGCCACGGGAAGGAGGAGGAGCAGGGGGGAGGCAGAGAAGAGGAGUCGAGCGGGGGAACCGGUGGAGGCGAAGCCCGGAGGCUGAAGAGAAAGAGGGAUGAAGACGAAGAAGAAGAGAAGCAGACAAACCCUGAGAGGAAGACGGACGACGCGAAAGAGGAUUACGGACCGCGACCCAGCCGGACCGAACCAGAGCCGCCUGCUCCGGCCCCGCCCACUUUUAGGGUCAGCUGCAAGUGCACCGGAUCUCUGACCCGAUACUUCAGCACACAGGAGGUGAGCAGAGUGAUCGGAGGAGGUCUGAGCAGAGUUCUGGGCUGGAAGGCCGAUCUGAAGAAUCCACAGCUGGAGGUGAAUGUGUCUCUGAGUGAUGACCACUUCCUGCUGGGGUUUCCUUUAACCAGGUUGCCUCUCGCUACCCGGAGCUACAUGAAGACCACGGGACUGAGGUCCACCGUCGCCUGGGCUUUAGCCUCCCUGGCUCAGAUACAGCCGGGCUCCCGGGUGCUGGACCCGAUGUGCGGAGUGGGGACCGUCCUGAUCGAAGCGGCACAGGAGCACGAGGCUGUGUGCUUCCUGGGCGUGGACAACGAUGACGGACAGCUGCAGCGGGCCAAUGAGAACGUAGCAUUGGCAGAGCUGCCACACAGGAUACAGCUGCUGAAAGCUUCUUCCAUGAUGCUGCCUCUGCCCAGCAGCAGUGUAGACGCUGUCGUCUGCGACCUCCCGUUUGGCAGGAAGUUUAGCACCAAAACCAACAUGGCUGCCAACCUGCCACUCAUCCUGGCGGAGAUGGAGAGAGUCCUCCGUGUCGGUGGAACCUUGGUUCUCCUUCUGACUCCUCAGCUAUCGUGUCUCCUAAAAAAACUCCUGCCGCAGAAAGACGCCGGACCGACAUGCAACCAGGAGGCGGAGCCUGCAACUGGGAAACAACGCCGCCCGACUCCUCCUGCGUCCUCCACACAGCAACAGACCGUCCCAAUCCCGGGGGGGGUCAAACCCCCACCCACCCAGGAAACGGCCUCAGGGCUUCAAUACGGUCCGCCCCCCCCUCGCUGCUCCAUGGAGCACCAGGAGACACUGAGGGUCAGCUUGGGGGCGAUAGAUGGACUCAUCCAUAAAUACGUCAAGACGGACUCUUGACGUAGACUAAUCCGUCUGAAACUCUUGUUUCAGACGGAUUAGUCGACUGUUGGUGUGAUUCAAUUCCAGCUUUUCCAGCCGGUACUUUCUCUGCUGGAGGUUUGUCACUGUAAAGAACCUACAUUGUGUGUCUCUGGUUGUUUUGCUUCUUUUCAGAGUCUCUCUUAGUUGUCUUCGUGUCUCUUUGGGGUCCUCUGGGUUGAAUAAUUCACCCAUUCAUCUUCCUAUUCCUUGAUACCACCCUAACUGCAUUUGAAAGAACCCGGACUGGUGGAUUAUUCCUAUUUAGUUAUUCUGUUCUUUGUGUUGUCAACCAAUUCCCCCAAAAGACCAGAAAACAAACAAACAGAUAACGAACAUGCAAAUAUGUAGGUUCACUUAUAGAGACUCUUGGUGCUGUAAUCCAGACAGUGUGUUUAUAAUAAGAAAUGUUUGUUUGAGAGAACGUCACCAGGCCAGUGAAUACCUUCACUCAUUAAAGAAGGAACAGUCACCAUGGCGACCGUCUCUUUUAGACCUGUUGCAGAGGCUCCUGGCACACGGAUGGCUCUUCUAUGCAUCAAAUCAUGCUUGUUUGGCUCUUUUUGUUGACCGUAGCUAUGGAACAUCCCUCCUCAUCCUGUCAGGGGACUUUUGCUCUGUAACACGGACCCCAUCACGAUGUUGCCCGUUUACCCCUCCGUUGCCCUGCUUAGCCCCGUUUUACACUGCGGACCAGACGAGGCAACGCAGGGCUCAGUGGUUUUAUUCCUUUCCCCGUUAAAUGUGAACUUCCUGUGUUUUUGCUGCCGUUGCAGAUUAGAAAACAACAACAGUCAGUGUGUUGAUCCAAUCCAGCUGAAGUUUAUCAGUAAGAUUCACAGAUAUGCGCAACGUAUCUAAUCUAUUUUAUUUUUUACGUCAAUCAAAAAUAAAUUGAAGUGAUUUUUAA
Messenger RNA from Gasterosteus aculeatus aculeatus (three-spined stickleback), 2487 nucleotides. RefSeq names its product THUMP domain containing 2 (gene thumpd2). The record is from RefSeq and is a predicted model, not a curated record. Lineage: Eukaryota; Metazoa; Chordata; Actinopteri; Perciformes; Gasterosteidae. Gene Ontology annotation, molecular function: tRNA (guanine) methyltransferase activity; RNA binding. Gene Ontology annotation, biological process: tRNA methylation.